Molecule: messenger RNA, 1259 nt
Organism: Xylaria bambusicola
Lineage: Eukaryota; Fungi; Ascomycota; Sordariomycetes; Xylariales; Xylariaceae
Exons: 1
Coding region: 312-1100 (262 amino acids)
Source: RefSeq, a predicted model, not a curated record
CAUAGUCUCCCCCUCUAGUACAUAUCAGUAGCAGAGAUAAACACGAGUGCCCUGGCAGUGACCAAGCCGCAUGUGAUCACUAUUACAAAUUCUCCUCUUACUAUUCAUUUCGUCGUUACACUACAUACAUCCUGUUUAUGGUGCUGAAGACAGGCGGCCGCUUCACGUUUGACAUGAUGCCAAGCAGUAUCUAAUUGGCUGUUCUACACACAAUAUAUAAGUUGCCUAGUACUCACGCAUCUUGUCCACUCAACCUUUCUCUACGAUUACUUCUUCUGCGAGUAACUAUUCUUACAAGCCGGGAUAAAGCCAUGGAGCACACGUCGCCACUUAUCAUCAGGCCGUACGAAAUGGAUACCUUCGCUCAAUUCCCAGAUCUCCCUGCUGAGCUGCGUAUCAAGAUCUGGCAAUUCGCUAUACCAGAAACAAGAGCAGUCGUUAUUAAGUCACCCUAUUCACGCAGAACUUCACCUACUUCGCUAGAUAAGGUAUUGCCACAAGGCCUCGAUGCUUCAGAGACGUGGUAUUCCACCACAACGGUGCCUGCUCUUUUACACGUCAAUGCUGAAGCUCGACACGAAGCCUUGAAACAUUAUUCGCUAUCUCUUGGCGUUGGAAAAGCUGAGCCGAGAGUAUACGUCGACUUCAAUCGUGAUACUCUAUUCUUUGGAGACUCGGAAUUGACGCCAGAGUGCUCAACGCUCUGGACUAAGACGAAAGACUUUGAAAAGAUCGAACAUCUCGCAAUUGUCCCCGAAAGCGCAUGGAGGGCGAUACAGUGGACCAAGGAUGUCGACCUUGCUUCUCUACAAACCUUAAUCUUCGUUCACGACACCGAGAAGACGAAGCUCGGACGCCUGCCUCAGCUAGUGGUAGAUGAACUAUCAGGGACCAGGGUAGGCCUCCAGCUUGGACUUGAACAGCAGGUGCAACAAUUAGAGGACGCCAUUACAGGGGCACAGUUUGAAGUCGAGAGCCCCGUGAAACAACGCAUACAAGCAGCGAGGGAGGAGCUUGACACGCUGAAGAUGGUGUUACCAGUGCGGUGGGGGAGGGAAGUAAUGGUUUUAACAGCGGUGUUCAGGGAGGUAGGGGCUUGAACUAUACCCUGCUUCUGUUCAUGUAUCAUGCAUUUCUGAAAAGUUUGGAUACCCAAUUGAUAGCGUUGCUUUCCCCUUCAUCAGCUCAUGAUGUGAACAACAGCAUUGGUGACAUGGUCACGUAUGAAGGUAAAAUGAAAUAAGAACAGUUUAGUCGGA